GAGGGAGUUGGGAGGCGAACCGAAUUGAGAGGCGGUUCCGCGAUGCACACGCCUCAACAUCCGGGCAUCGCCUUCAUCCGGUCCUCCCCCCUCUCUGCUGUGACAACAGGAAGCGGAAGUGAAAACUGGGUAUCUCGGCUGCCUCUUAGCAACGUGAGGGGUCAAGUGACAUAACCAGCUGACUCCGAUAGAGGAAGGGACUGUGGCGGCUGGGAAGGGAGCUGUUGCAACCACGACUGCCCGGCCGGGACCCGAGCCGAACUGUCAUCAUCAGAAUGUCGGGCAAAGACCGAAUCGAAAUCUUCCCCUCGCGAAUGGCACAGACCAUCAUGAAGGCUCGUUUAAAAGGAGCACAGACAGGUCGAAACCUCCUGAAGAAAAAAUCGGAUGCCUUAACUCUUCGAUUUCGACAGAUCCUAAAGAAAAUAAUAGAGACUAAAAUGUUAAUGGGUGAAGUGAUGAGAGAAGCUGCCUUCUCACUAGCUGAGGCCAAGUUCACAGCAGGGGACUUCAGCACCACAGUUAUCCAAAAUGUAAAUAAAGCCCAAGUGAAGAUUCGAGCGAAGAAGGAUAAUGUAGCAGGUGUUACUUUGCCAGUAUUCGAACAUUACCAUGAAGGAACUGACAGUUAUGAACUGACUGGUUUAGCCAGAGGUGGAGAACAACUGGCUAAACUGAAGAGGAAUUAUGCCAAAGCAGUGGAACUACUGGUGGAACUAGCUUCACUGCAGACUUCCUUUGUUACUUUGGAUGAAGCUAUUAAGAUAACCAACAGGCGUGUAAAUGCCAUUGAACAUGUCAUCAUUCCCCGGAUUGAACGUACACUUGCUUAUAUCAUCACAGAACUGGAUGAGAGAGAGCGAGAAGAGUUCUAUAGGUUAAAGAAAAUACAGGAGAAGAAAAAGAUUCUCAAGGAAAAAUCUGAGAAGGACUUGGAGCAGCGGAGAGCGGCUGGAGAGGUGAUGGAGCCUGCUAAUCUUCUGGCUGAAGAGAAGGACGAGGAUCUUCUGUUUGAAUAAUGUUUCCUGCUCUCUUCUUUCAGAAACCCUAACAGUGGCUGCAUUUUAAUUCACUAAUGUGAAUUAACCUAAUGUGUAGGUUUGGUAUGUGUGGCAAUUUACUUUUUGGCCUAAGAAUUUCACUGGGGGUGAUUGGUUAGCUCACUUGAUUAGAGUGUGGUGCUAACACCAAGGUUUGGAUCCCUGUACUGGCCCCAGCUGCCAAAAAGAAAAUUUCACUGGUUAUAAAAUUUACCUGGAUGUCCACUUAUGGGAUUACUUUCACAGAAUCAUAAUCACAGAUCAAAGAGAUUUGUAAAACCUGUCCAGCAACUUAUAGAAUUUAUUCUACCUAAGUGUAAUCGUACUCCAUUUACAUCUGCGUUACACAUGACCUGCUUACGUGGAAACUUUAGUGAUCUCAGGCCAAAUACCGUGGAGCAGCCUUCAUUCCUACCCACUUGAAGCACCAUUGUCAGACAGCUGCAACCAUCCUUGUGUUACUGUACGUCUCUCCUCAAGCUUUCUGAAAACCAUCACUUUUCCUUGCAUGACAGGUCUGUCUUGUCUGUCAUGGCAGCAAUUCUGCCAAUUUAAAUGUGACUAUGGUAUAAACAGUAAAAUUAUUUAAAAAUAAGUCGUUCCUUUUUAAAAUUAAUUUACUGCUAAUAACAGUCACGUUCUUAUGCUCAGAUCAGCACACAGUACUGUCAUCCACAGAACUUUCUCUCCUGACAUGUAGGAAGCAGGUAGCCUUUUCCCCGCCUCCAUAUAUCAAUGUUUUACC
This is a messenger RNA of Cynocephalus volans (Philippine flying lemur), 1785 nucleotides long. It is a transcript of the gene ATP6V1D, whose product is annotated as ATPase H+ transporting V1 subunit D. Gene Ontology annotation, cellular component: proton-transporting V-type ATPase complex. The record is from RefSeq and is a predicted model, not a curated record. Gene Ontology annotation, molecular function: proton-transporting ATPase activity, rotational mechanism. The transcript has 9 exons. Bases 276 to 1019 code for a protein of 247 amino acids. Lineage: Eukaryota; Metazoa; Chordata; Mammalia; Dermoptera; Cynocephalidae.